UCUUAUUAAAAUCUCUCGAGUUACAUAUGUAUACAUGUAUUUUAUUAAAAUUUAGACGAAUAAACGAAAGCACAACAAGAGCGGGCCUUCUUCUCUGCGGUCGAAUUUUGAAUAAAUUCCUACGGAGGACGAGAAGUUCCUCGUUUCAUUGUACAUGUAUACGUGCUUUUGUGUAUGCAUAUAUGUGUGUCUCUGUAUAUGUGUAUGUGUGUGUGUGUGUGUGUGUAUGUAAACAAAAUGAGAACAAGCUAGGAUAUUUCGACAGGAUUGAUCUUAACUAAUCUUUGCGUUUAAAAAGAAAACAAUGAUUAACCUCUCUCGUUUACAUCUCCUAUUAAAAACUAUAACUGUGUACUUUCGUAAAUAAUAUUUUCGAAAAUCGUCGAAGGAUAAAAUCGAUUGAAUCAAAAGUUCGAUGAAUUAUAAUGACGAUUCAGAUAAUUAGAAUUAUCUGAAACCGUAAGAAGAAAAGAAAAAAAAAAAAGAAAAAUUAUUUAAAUCAAUAUGUUCGAUUGAAAUCGAGAAAGUAAAAUGUGAAACGAAUUAACGAAUGAAUGAACGAAUGAACGAAUGACCGAAUGUCGUUUGUUCGACAUUAAAAGCUUCUCAAAUUCGUUCGGCGACGACAGCGGUGGUGAUGGUGGUGGUAGUAGUGGUAGUGGUGGUGGUGGUGGUGGAGGUAGUAGUAGCGGCGGCGGUUUACGAGAACAAUCGGCGCUUGACGCGUGUUCGAAAACUACAAAAGCCGAACUAAUUAAAAGGGAAUCAGUCAUGGUAACACAGGUAACGCCAACUGAAAAUUCAGAUCGAGUUGGACUCAUCAUCGCUCAGUAGUAGUCCGCGUCGACUGGGCCGGCCAAUGAUGACGCGUCGCCCUGGACAACGCCACCAUGGCGACGCAAAUCAAAUAUUAAUCGCGCAAUUAGCGCCGAUUGUACUUUAAUCGGUGUAGCUUCUUUUUUUUUUCUCUCUCUCUCUCUCUUUCUCCCUCGUUCUGACUACGUUUCAAUACUCAUUCCUCCUCCUCUUCCAUUUUCUUUAUUCCUAUAUAUAUAUAUAUAUAUAUAUAUAAACUAACUAAUCAAGCUUUUCUUCGAGCCGGAAGCAUGCAAAUGUUCGACGAGGACAUCAUCGUCGACAACGAACGCAUCUAACGAAAUAUUCUACUCGAUAUGACAUAUGCUACGUAAUACUGCGUAAUAUCUAUUUACUGUAGGUAAUGGGAAGCAGGGCCGUUGCUGUGGGGGCGGUAGCAGGUGCCGCUGGGGUUUCCGGUGAAGCUGGUUUGGCCGGUGUACCUAGACUUUUGGAAGAUUUAGCAAGACUAUCUGAGGACAAAGACACCGCCGACAUCGUAUUCCUUUUGGGAAGGGACGAGACACCAGUUUAUGCUCACAGAAUCAUUCUACAAGCGAGGUGCAAGAACUUUACAGCCGCAAAAAGGAUCGGCACGCCUGGUAACCCAACACCCGUAAGGAUGCCACACGCUCAUCCAGAAACCUUCAGGCAGUUCAUUCAUUACAUUUACACUGGCAAAAUCAUGCUACAAGACAGCGGUAUAUUCGAGAUGUUGGGUCUUGCUCAAGAACUUGGUGUCGAAGAACUUUGGAGAAGUUGCGAGGAACACGUAUCGGCCACUCUAAGCCCUGGAAAUGCGUGUGCCCUUUUGACCGCAGCAUUGGAUGCUCAAGAACGUGUACCAGGUGGCAAAGGUGCUUGUUCAUCCUUUAUCGAGAGAUGUUUUGCAUUUAUCGGAGAAAAUGCAGUGGACACUGUCAAAACUACAGCUUUUUGCAAUCUACCAAAAGAUGCCCUUGUCAAAUUGAUAUCUUCCGAUUAUCUUGGGUUAGAGGAGGAAGACGUAUGGAGAGCGGUGUUGAACUGGGCCAAGUAUCAGGCAGGGGUGACGCAGCCUACGCAACAUUGGACCGAAGAGGAACGAGUGAGGGUCUGCCAACAUUUGUCAGGAGUGAUAAAUCACGUUCGUCUACUACUCAUCGAUAGCCAGGUCUUUGCGGAAGAGGUAGAGCCAACUGGAGCUGUACCGAUAGAACUAUCUUUGGAAAGAUAUAGAUAUGCGGCACUACCAAGCAAAUAUGCGGAGAUUUGUUCGGAUAAGAGAUUACAACCAAGAGUAAGUCCCUUUCUAUUCCCUGGAUCCCAAAUACUAUCAAGAGACAAAAUGGGUUAUCAACGAUUAUUGAAUCAAUGGUAUGGUGCACCAAAACAAAGUUGGCGUUUGGUUUAUAGAGCUUCUAGUCAUGGAUAUUCUGCAGCAUCUUUUCAUCGUCAUUGCGACGGUGUCUCACCAACAUACGUAAUAGCAUUAGGUACGCGUGGAGAAAUAUGUGGUGGAUUUAGUGAUGCACCAUGGGGCAAAACUAAUGCUAAAGGACAUUAUAUUUCUUCUGAAAAAGCUUUCCUUUUUACUUUAACUAAUAAUCAAGAUGUACCUCCGACCAAAUAUGAAAUCGUUAAGAAACCCUUUGCUAUUUGCUAUCAUCCUGACAUAGGACCUAUAUUCGGUGCUGGUGCAGAUCUAUUAAUAUCUAGUAACUGUAACGUAAAUAUGGAAAGUUACAGUAAUCUUCCUCAUAGUUACGAUGGUGAACAUGCUUCUAAUACGGAUGAAAAAAUUGACUAUUCAAAUAUCUCGCGAACGAACCAACGAACGAACCAACGAACGAACAAAUGGACGAGCAACGGUAAAUUAAGGAAAAUUAAAUUUUCAUAAAUAAAACUGACCAAUCAGCGUCUUAAGACGAAGCAAUGUGAUUGGACGGGCGAUCCUUGAUUAUCGAAUUAAUUUUCUACAACCAAUCAUGCGAACGUAUAAAAUUAAAAUUGGAGAGAUUAAUUUGUCCAAAAUUUUUCCUUCAUAUAUAUAAAAUAUAUAAAAUAA
Vespa velutina is the source of this 2902-nucleotide messenger RNA. Its product is annotated as serine-enriched protein. Gene Ontology annotation, molecular function: protein binding. The record is from RefSeq and is a predicted model, not a curated record. The transcript has 11 exons. Lineage: Eukaryota; Metazoa; Arthropoda; Insecta; Hymenoptera; Vespidae. The coding region runs from base 1220 to 2734 and encodes 504 amino acids.